Pristis pectinata (smalltooth sawfish) is the source of this 1920-nucleotide messenger RNA. RefSeq lists its product as uncharacterized. The coding region runs from base 229 to 1626 and encodes 465 amino acids. The transcript has 17 exons. The record is from RefSeq and is a predicted model, not a curated record. Lineage: Eukaryota; Metazoa; Chordata; Chondrichthyes; Rhinopristiformes; Pristidae.
GCACCUGAGCAGGAGUCCAGCCCCUCCUCACGGUGCACCUACAGACCUUUAUCCUUGAAAUCCACCAGGAAGAACGAGGGCAGACCGUGGAAACUCCGACUAAUUUAUCUGCAGUGUUAUUUCAUUUCAAUUGCCUGUAUCUUAGGAACUGGAAUAUUGGGAUUGCCCGGUACAGUGGCACAUGCUGGACUGCAACCUUUUUUGGUCUCAUUCAUAACCGGAUUUUUUAUGCAGGUGCUGUUGAUUUAUCUUUUUGUUGACCUAUUGCAACGAUGUCAUUUGGCUCAGGUCGAGGCUACAAAGCAUUUUAUGGUGGAAAGAAUCCAAAUGCAAGAUGUUGGUGAUCACGAUCCAGUUCCACAUUCCAUAGAAGAAGAAGAGGAGGAGGAAGAAGAAACUGAGGAUGCAGAUCAUGUUUUAUUGCACCAGACUAAUGGACUUGAUCCUUCUGAGAAGGAACACAUGCCAAACCUGCACAUCCUGGGGGUCCUUUUCCUGAACAAGUACCUGAGUAGCAUUUUCAAUGUUCUCCUCAUCCUACAAUUGCAUAUAUAUGUCAUUCCAUUCUUCACAUGGAUUUUGUCCUUGGGAAUUAUUUUGGCUCAAGUGAUUAUACAACCAAUCACAUCCAUUUUGACACUGGCAAAAGGAACCCUGUUAAUCAUCACAGUAAUGGUGACUUUUGUUGUGGGCUCUGAGAUCCAUCAAGAAAUAAGCAAUGAUUUCUCCUGCAUUGGAACACCCUUUCUAAUGGGUACUGUUGCACUUGGAGGCAUUGUAAAUGUAAUGCCAAUGUUAUUUUCUGAAAUUUCACAAAACAGAUCUCAGGUAUUGUGGUUUCGCAGAGCUGUCACUGGAGGCCUCGCUACUUGUGCUGUGCUGAAUAUUUUCUGGUGUUGGGCUGUAUUGAAUAUUGUUCCCCAGACAUCUGUGCGCAAGAUUCUAUAUGACAAACAUCUGAACAUCAGUGUACCUGUUAUACAUCAGGUGGUACCUGGCUACAUAAUUGUCUACUCUAAUAUAUCUUUGGAAGCAUCAGAAAAGGCAGGGGAAAUAGCCACAGUUCCACUUACAAAAAUUAUAAUGGAACAAUACAGAAAAUUUGCCUGGGUGGCCUGGUUUACAGAGAUUUUUAUUACUGUCAGCAUUACUGUUUCUUUUUUGGUCCUUGGAUCUGCAAUGAAGCAUACAUUGCAAGGUUGGGUGGAUUCUUUCUGGAACAGAAAAUGUGAGAAUACUUCUGAACAGUGUGAAAAGUCAUGUUUGCAACUAUUUAAGAUUAAAAGUUUAAAAAGUGUGACUCAAGGAUUAGUUUGUCUUCUGGGAUUCGGUAUUAUUUUUGUGGUUGCUCUGUCAAAUCCAAAGGGGUUUGUUGUUGUGCUUGACAAAGUGGCCUCAUUUGCUUUAAAUCUUGAAGCUGGCCUGUUCAUUUUUCUAAUGGUGCGAAAUGCUCGAUCGGAGCCUUAUAAACAUAUAACGGUGCCUUUGCCUGUGAGUCCAAGGAUCUUUUUGUUACAUUGGCUGCUCCCAGUGUAUUUCUUAUUUGCUGUGGGAUAUGACAUCUGUCAAUCUUUGACUUUGCUAGCUCAAGGUUGGCAUCCGCUGUCUAGUAAUGGUACAGUGUGAAACUUCAACAAAUGCCUGAAAAUGGAAAUGUAUAAGUUAGUUAUAGGUGCCUGGAUUUAAAAAAAAUGAAUAUCAGGUAUUUUGUCUAAUUAUUCCAUUAAUGUAUAUGUGAUAAUAAUGUGCUCUAGAAAAGCGCAACAACAAUAUUCUAUUUAAGUUAGGAAUAAUGUAAUACUGGCAAUUUGCUUUUAAUAUUUAGUCUUCACUGCAUUAUUUACAAUUGAUUGUAAAGGACAAAUUGAUUUAUAAUCUGUAAAAUUACUUGCAAGAGUUAUUUGCCAGCUGUAUUGAGGA